AGAAAAAACGAUUCAUUUAUAGAUAAAAUUUAUUAUUUUUUUAAGAAUGAUUUCUUGUGUUGUUUUCAUUAGAUAGUUUAUAAAGAUAUUUUUAUAUAUUUCUAUUUUAUAUAGGAUUUAAGAUUUUCAAGUCGAAUAGUUGAAAAAUCUAUGACGUCGAGUAAAGAGAUAUUGACCUAUACAGCCUUUUUAUCUGAAAAGAAAGUAUUAGAUGAUGAGAUUUGUAGAGUUUCCUCGCUUUUAAAUAGUCCAGAAAAAGACCAAUCAAUAGAAGCGAUUGGUUAUCGAAUUGAAGAUUUAAAUGAUAGUAUGAUAAAAUCCAUAUCGUUACUUCCAAGUUAUGAUAGACGUUUAUUGAAAGAUCAAAUGAAAGAGCUAUAUACGUCUUAUCAACUUUUGAAAAAAGAUGCACGGCCCAGACCUAAUUUUGGAUUUAAAUUAAGUAUAGAUGUGAAUAGUGAUCAAAAAGAACAAGAAGAGCCAAGUUCUAUAAAUUUGUCGUCUACUCCACCAGAAAAGUCAUUAUCUUUGCCUGAAGAUCCAUUCUUACAUGUAGAAGAGAGGAUUAAUUUAUAUAAAAGUGGUAAAAAUAGUGAGGUUAAUCUUUCGGAUUCAUCAUUUUGUAUUUAUUUGAUUCACGAAUUGGAAUGGUGUAGCUUAAAUGCCCGUCAUCUUAAAGAUUGCAUUGUAUUAGCCAACAGUAUUUGUGGACCUGCGUAUAUUUCUAAUUGUCAAAAUUGUACUUUUAUUAUUUUUUCAUAUCAAUUUCGAAUGCAUGAUUGUAAAGAUAUUGACGUUUUGAUUGCCUGUAAAUCAAACGCAACCAUAGAAAAUUGUACAAGAAUCCGAUUCGGGCCUAAUCCAUAUAUGAAUUCCUUUGACGUAUGGAAUAAAAUUCAAGAUUUUGGAUGGUUAAAACAAACCCCGAGUCCAAAUUGGGAGAUUAUUCCAGAAAAAGAUCGUUGGGAUGUUGUUAAGUUGGAAGAAAUCAUUAAUAGUACUGAAAAAAUAUCUGAUAUUAUUAACCUUAUUCGUCACAAAUAAAACAUUUUAUAAAUAUUUUAAGUUUUUUAAAAAAAUAAAAUAUGCA
Molecule: messenger RNA, 1090 nt
Organism: Pneumocystis carinii B80
Lineage: Eukaryota; Fungi; Ascomycota; Pneumocystomycetes; Pneumocystales; Pneumocystaceae
Exons: 6
Coding region: 151-1044 (297 amino acids)
Biological process (GO): tubulin complex assembly; post-chaperonin tubulin folding pathway
Cellular component (GO): cytoplasm
Source: RefSeq, a predicted model, not a curated record